UUUUCGGGCAUCCCUAAUUACCAACCUGUCAACUUUAAACCUAACCUGGUUAUUUCGAAUUUUUCUGAGAACUAUAAAUAGCAUUUUUUCUUUUACAAAGCUGAUAUAGUUCAUAAAAUGUUAUUUUAUUGGGUAUAUUUACAACAUAUUUUAACGACUAAUAAUUCGUUGCAUUUUGUGAAGUGGUAGUGUAAGUUUCAAUUGAUAAAUUCGAUAAAUUAUAUAUCAAGAUGCCUGGAAAAGUGAAGGUAAAAAUUAUAUCUGGAAAAAAUCUACCUGUUAUGGAUAGAUCUAGUGAUACGACAGACGCUUAUGUUGAAAUUAAAUUGGGCAAUACUACUUAUAAAACGGAGGUAUGUCGCAGAACAUUACAUCCUCAAUGGAAUUCUGAAUGGUAUAGAUUUGAGGUGGACGAUUCAGAAUUACAAGAUGAACCUCUCCAAAUAAGACUUAUGGACCAUGACACAUAUUCAGCAAAUGAUGCUAUAGGAAAGGUAUAUUUAAAUUUAAAUCCACUGUUACUUCCAGUAGUUGGUGAGUUAGGUGAUAAUAGUUCUCACCAUGAAAUAUCAGGGUGGAUACCAGUUUAUGACACUAUGCAUGGGAUAAGGGGAGAAGUCAAUGUAACAGUUAAAGUAGAAUUAUUUUCAGACUUUAAUAGAUUUCGCCAGUCUUCAUGUGGAGUACAUUUCUUUUAUUCACCAACUAUCCCACAAGGCUAUCAAGCAAAAGUUAUCAAUGGUUUUGUUGAAGAAUUAAUAGUGGAUGAUGAUCCAGAAUAUCAAUGGAUUGAUAAAAUUAGGACUCCCAGGGCCUCAAAUGAGGCCCGGCAAACCUUAUUUUUUAAGUUAUCUGGAGAAUUACAGAGAAAAAUUGGUGUAAAAGCAUUAGGAUUAGGAGCAAAUGCUGUGAUAGGAUAUAAACAGUGUUUUGAUCUUGAAGGCGAAUCUGGAAUAGUUGCCAGAGGAAUAGGAACUGCAGUAACACUAGUUAAAACUACUAUUGGUCAUCAUGGACUUGUAGAAACAAGAGAAGAGGAUAUAGAAAACUACUUAAAUUUUGUUGGUGAUGGGAAAAGCUUUAGCUUACGCGCCAGUUUACCUUCCCUCAAAUUAUAUAAAUAUUUACCUACUUAUAAGCCAUUUUCUUCAUUAGAUAUAACAAACCGCAAAUUAAAAUUUUUAAAAUCUGAUUUUAACCCAUUAGCAUCACAGUUAAUAACUGCCUCAAAUCCCUCAUUAAAUAACGACGCUGCAUCUCUAAAAAUCCUUUUAAAUCAAGAAGACAAGCGCGGUGAAUCAGUAAUUACCAGGAGGUUUCAAAAAUUUAAAGAGUCACAAAAAUCUUUGUCAAAGAAAAUGACAGCCUUAAAAGCCAAAAUUAAUGAUAGUAUUGGCGAGGAGGCAGAUGAAAAUAGUCCUGUAAGCACACUUGAAAAAAGACCCUUUAAAAGGUCUUGUAGUGAUUCAAGUGCCAUGGCAGAAAUUUUAGCAAGGUCUGUAAUGCAUGCCACAACUAGCUUGAGCAGUAUUCUUGAAGAUCAAACUCUUACAAACAAUGAGGAUGAUACAACACAAACGCUGGAACCUGUGGCCUCUUUACUAAGUAAAGCUGAAUCACAGAUUAGUAUUCCAGAUGAUGUUCAAUCAUAUGUCAGUUCAGAUUCCAGCAGCAGUAGUUCUGAGUAUGAAUACAGAAGUUACAGAAAGGGUAGCAAUGAAAUGGACACAAUUAGUAGCAUUAUAAGUAAUGUAGAAAAAAUUCAGAGAACUUUGUUAAGAGGUCAUUUACAGAAACAGUAUUCAUUACCUUCUAUUCCAACUAGAGGUUUUUCAUUAACUAGCCUAGAUUAUUUGAAUAGUAGUCAAACUAAAAUAGAUAAACUUGGUGAUGAAACAGAACAUUUGGAAUAUUAUCCACUUACUGGUUCAUCUACCAAUCUAAGUCUUAAAUCUGUCACAGAGGAAGACAUCCUAAAUCUCAAAGAAAAAAGUAAUGAAUCUCCAUCAUCACACGAGCAUCAAGAUAUUUCCAGUUUAACAAAUCCUUUAGAGGACCUAAAAUCAAUAAAAUUAGUUAAAGAAGGACAAGAAAUAAUUCAAAAAUAUGAACAAGAAAUAAAAGAACUGAAUCAAGAAGAUUUAGAAUCUCAGUUACCUAAUUCUAGAGAGAAUGAAGAUAAAAUUAAUCUGGCAAAUUCAGAUGAUCUGUAUACCAACCAAGUUCACUAUCCAAUUGUACCUUCUUUUGAAGUAAGUAAUGAAAAUGAUAUUAAAAGUAUUGCACCUGUAGACAUUGAAAAUAUUCAAAUUGAAUCCGACAAAAUAGUGAAAACAGCAAUACAAACUAUGCUCUUAGAGAAAUUCAAUAUACUAGGCACUUAUACUCCUCCAACUUCCCCAAUAGUUUCAGAUGAAUCCUCCAUUAAUAGAAAAGAUAAAUUUGAGUUCAACGAAUCUUCUCAUACAAAACCUUUAAGUAAAGAUGCUAAAAAGCCCCAUAAACAAAGAGAGACAGUACUUGGCAUGCCCUUCACUUCACUAUCAUCUUUAAAAUCUAUAGGUGGUAGUACUAUGCACAAAGAAGGAUUGUGUUAUUUAUCAGAUACUCAGCUAAACCAACCUAUGAUAGAGACGUUUCAAGAAAAGAAUUUAAGAAAAAAACGAUUCAAAUUUCUUCACGGAAAGCAGAAUGAUAAUGGGAAGCAUGGGAAUGUAUUUAAUAAAUUUUCCAAGCACAGCAAACAUGAAAUUCCUCCCUUUGAAAAUAAAGAACAUCAUCCUACAUUUCUUUCGCGAAUGUUUCACUUAGGGCAUGAAGAAAAGUUAAUUAAGAAUGUUGAAACCCAAACCUCAAACGAAAUUUUAUCUGUUCGCGAUUUUAGUACUAACCAAUCAUUAUCCCCUGGUCAAUCUAAUAUAGCCCAAAGGUCACCUGGACUCAGCGACAAUCCAGGUGACCAAUCUGCUAGCCGCAAUUCUGAAUUAGCAUGCAUAACAUCAAACAGGCACCACAGUUUCCCAGCACAAGACAAAAACGACAUGAAUGGUGAAAAAAAAGACCAGAUCAGUCCAGAUAUUGUCAAGAUAUCAAACUCUCCACUCAAAUCCAACAACAUGCUUGCUCUGCACAGGAGAUCUUCAGAUUCUGAUCUCAGCAUUACACCUAAAGGGAACAGUUUGACUGGGAGUGAUAGAUCUGUUGGUAACACUGCAGCUUAUUUUAUGAGAAACAACUACUGCAGACGUGGAGGGCAAGUCAACCAAGAUACUUUCGAAAUUUUGGAAUUCCCAUUUUUGACAAUGUCAAAAUUUCCUUCCAAGUUUAUUUUACAUAUAGCUGGUUCGAUAAACGCUCGUUCAGUAAAAUUAUUAGAGAGAAUUUCUAAUGUUGAAGAACCAGAAUCUAGAGACAUAUGGUGGUCAGAAAUACGUAUGGAAAUUAGAUCACAUGCCAGGAGUUUAAAUUGCAACGUUGUUUUGGGCUAUACAGAGUCAACAAGUAUAUGCGAAGAUGUGUGUGUCUUAAGUGCAUGUGGUACAGCAGCAGUGAUAGACUUUAGCAGUCUUAGUGGAGAUGAGGAGAAUUUAUCACAUGUACAAGUUGUGUCAAAAGCAACUGAAAGAGAGAAAAAUAUGAAUGGACAAUAUAGAUUAUCGCAUGAAAGCCCAUAUCACAAAGAACAUUCAUCAAAUCCUUGUAGUAUCACUCACCUUCCUUUUGACAAUAAAAAAGUAUCUAUGAAAGCAAAGUUUGCUAAAUGCUUUAUGUGUCACAAAGGUAGAGUACCGGAAGUACUAGUAGCUACUAUUGAGCCUCCUGAAUCCCUCCCUUCAGUAGGAAAGGGUUGUUUUAUCGAAGCUCACGUUUUAAGACCGCUGAAAGACUUGAGGGGGGAGACUAUUGCUAAAGAGAUAUCAGACGGCCUACCGUUCUUAGAAUACGAACUCCACAGGCUUUUGAUUAAUAAAUUGAAAAUCAAAAGCAUGAACGCCAUAUUUGGCUUGCAAAUACGCAUUACUCUUGGGGAGAAAAUGAUUGUGGGGGUUGCAACAGGGACAGGGAUGUAUUUAUCGCCUUUACCAUCGCCUGACUUGCCCAUACUGGUUACUGACAAAGCAUCUGAUGAAAAAAGAGUAGCUGACCUCCAGAAUAUGCUCUAUGAGACAGUAAAAAGAAAUAAAGAAAUUUAUCAAAUAAAGGAUGAUAAUCAAAAUAUAAAAUGUUUCUCAGAUGAUGACUCUGAUGAAGAAUUAACCAGCAUGGAAAUGCCUUAUUCCCUUGAUACUAGAGAUUGUUAUGUUUUAGAGGUGGAUGAUCCUGAUGAUGCCGAAGUUUUGCAUCUUUUAAUGGAAAACAGGGCUCCUAGUGGUUUCCAUGUAGUCAACACUGAAUCAGUGCUUGGUUUAGAGGAUUUGGAGAUAAUCAAAAAUUUACAGAUGUUUACUCAAAUUUACAGGGCUAAGAUUGUACCACCAUUUAAUUUACAGACUCACUUUAUAAGAAUAUUACAAAGUGUUUAUUUCAAAUUAAGACGCAUGGUUCCAUGUGCUUUAUGUAAUCUACAAUUCCGUAUUGCUUUACCUGAGCCAGAUGAAAUACAGUUAUAUGUAAUAGGUAUGGCUUUAGGAUUAGGACAAAAGACUAAAAAAAGUCAAGUUAUUUUAUCAACAAAAAGGCCUGAAGAAGAAUUAAUGUUUAAAUUGGAUGAAGACCAUCCUCAAGAGAAUUCUCCAUCUUAUCUAGUAAGGCCUCGUCUCCCAAGUUUAAAAUCAAGAUCACACAAGUCUCCAUCAAAAACCAGACCAUCAUCAAUAAAACAUGAUAAUGUUCAUCAAAAUGAUCGGCAUGGAGUUGAUAUCACUCCUUUAAGUUAUGUUCCUGGAGCUACUAUUGAACAAUAUUUAGGAAAUUUAAACUUCUUUUUUAUUAGAGAGACUACAUCAAUAAGAGAGGAAGGCGGGUUGAGUGGAUUUAUCCAUAGUUUCGUGACCGAAGUUUUAGCUAUAGUGAGAUCACAUGUGACAGCUUUAGGAGGCAACGCAUUAGUAGCUUAUUUCAUGACUGAGUGCGUACUUAAUCACAAUCUUCACAAGAACCAGGGCCAAUGUCUCAUCAAUGUAGGUGGGGAUGUUGUUUCUGUAUCUUACAUCAAAGAUGACACUUAGAUUUUAGUUACGCGAUAUUUGCUUAUGUAACUGUUGAGUUCCUGAUUUUUGUUAUUGCCUUAAUAUUUAUAGCAAUCUUUAUUAUAGCUAGAUAAUCAUUACAUUUGAGGGAAAAUAUCUUAUUGGCUUCCAAUAUUUUCUUGACAUAGGUAAUAAUAUCAAAUUUUUAGCUUGAAAUUGCAUUCGAAAUUUCUAAAAAAUAUUAAAUUUUACAAUAUACAGUCUUGAAUAAGUGCAAAUGUUUUUAAGGGUGGCAUAUUUCGAUGCCUGCAAUGGGAUCCCUAUGAGGUUUUUCUCGAAUUUUUUUUUAGAUUUCUAGUUAAAAAAUUAAUUUACUACCGAUUUUGUCAUAUUAUUUAAUAUAACAACAUCGGUAGUAAAUUAAACUGAAAAUAUGUAUUUGCACUGAUUUAUGACUCGCCCUGUAUAGUCAUUUUAUAGUUCUUUUAACUAUUUUCAUGAAUCAAAAAUUUUGACACCAAUUAAAAUAACCUACAGAGGGUUGUUUAGUUUUAAACCUUAACUAUAUUUCAAAAUUAUUCUUUAUGUGUGACACAGGGUGUUUUACAAAUAUAAUUGAUUUAAAAAAUACAAUAAAAUAGCAUAUAUAUUCAAUUUUUUAACGUAAAGUAUUGUAAAUCUCUGUGAAUUUUGUUAAUAAAUACGUAUUUUUAAUAUCCCUCAGUGUUCAAAUAUAGUAUAUAUUUUUGUGAUAUGACAGUAACUGUUGUUGCGAUGGGAAAGUUCAAAAUGUUUAAAAUUAGACUAGUUUUAUUUUAGAGUACUUAAAAACAUAGUUUUUACUAUACUAGAAAUGAUUUUAUCUCUUUCUAGACCUAUAUUGCUCAAUAUUGUACUUAAAACUCUCUUCAAGUAUGCCUUUUGUAUAAGACCAGCAAUAAAUUCGUUGCAGAACAUUUGAUCCCGCACUAUAUAUAGACAAUUCAUGACAAGUAAUAAAUGUCUCUAGUGUUUCGAAGCUUUACAUAGGGAAAUUUGACAAAUCAAAUGAAAUCAAAGCAAUUUAAUUUUAUUUGCAGUGAUAAGGUAUGCUUAAAAUUAUACCGUAAGGUCGAGAAAAAAGAGACAAUCGUUUGUAAUUUGGUUCGAAUGGUAGUCGGGAAACUUCGGCUGCAUAUUCUACAGAUAAAAAUUAGUAAAAAUGUUCGUAUAAAUGUAUGUCCUAAAAUGAGUCGUUUCGGAGAUACAGGGUGUAGA
Sitophilus oryzae (rice weevil) is the source of this 6386-nucleotide messenger RNA. RefSeq names its product C2 domain-containing protein 5. Lineage: Eukaryota; Metazoa; Arthropoda; Insecta; Coleoptera; Curculionidae. The transcript has 17 exons. Gene Ontology annotation, biological process: positive regulation of protein targeting to membrane; protein localization to plasma membrane; positive regulation of vesicle fusion. Gene Ontology annotation, molecular function: calcium-dependent phospholipid binding; calcium ion binding. The coding region runs from base 231 to 5168 and encodes 1645 amino acids. Gene Ontology annotation, cellular component: plasma membrane. The record is from RefSeq and is a predicted model, not a curated record.